GACCAAUCGGCGUACGGUGUGCUGCCGGUUUUUUGAUUGGGCGAUACCAGGGAUAAGAGACCAGUUCGAGGCCGCUCGGACCCACAAACCGACGUCGAGACAUCGAGCAGACAGCAUCGUCCACAGUUCCAUAGAAGGCAGGGGGCUGCUUCGUCGGUCGUGUCGUCGAUGACUUCUUCCUCUCGUCAUCGACGUCGUCGUCCUUGUCGUCGCUCAACUUUGGAUUUGGAUUCUUUCUGUCAGGUGUGAGUUGCAAGAAGGACGUGAGAGCGAAGCGUAGGCAGUUGCUCAAACAGGGUUUACUGCCGAUCCAUUCCGGAGGCAACUGCGGCGAACAUCGUUAUUGAAAUAAUGAAGAGAGAAGCUGAUGCAGGCACUAUGACAGGUUCAGGAGGGCCGACAAGUCCUCACAAGCGUUACAGACAGGGUGACGAUGAGCUUCGUCUUCUGAUCCCCAGCAAGGUAGCCGGUUCGAUAAUCGGCAAAGGUGGCCAGAAUAUCACCAAACUGAGAAGUCAGUACAAAGCCUCAAUCAUUGUACCCGAUUGCCCCGGACCCGAACGGGUGCUUACUAUCAGCUCGGAUCUGCCCACCGUUCUUCAAGUAUUGAACGAGGUCGUACCUAAUCUCGAGGAGGUGAGUGUUGCUACCAGAAGAGGAUCACACGGGAAAAGAAAUGACUCAAUCAAUGGAUCUCGACACGGCAGCGACGAGAUCGACGUGCGCAUGUUGGUCCAUCAGAGCCAAGCUGGAUGCAUAAUCGGCAAGGGAGGGCUAAAGAUCAAGGAGCUUCGUGAGAAGACCGGAGCGAGGAUCAAGAUAUAUUCGCACUGCUGUCCUCACAGUACCGACCGGCUGAUCAGCAUUUGUGGCAAACCGAAUACCUGCAUCGAGUGUAUUCGCGAGCUAAUCGCCACCAUUAAAACCUCUCCGCUGAAAGGCGUGAACAAUCCUUACGAUCCGCACAACUUCGACGACUACUAUGCGGACGACUACGGCGGUUAUGGAACGGGUGAUGGUGGCCAAGGGAAAGGAGGCGGUUUCGGCGGUCCUGGAGGCCGCGGCGGCGGCGGUGGUGGCGGUGGUGGCGGUGGCGGUGGGAUGCCACCGCGACGCGACAACCGUGCUGGUGGGCCAGGCGACAUGAAUCGCGGCUUUCCGCCACCACCAAGAGGUGGACCACGCGGUGGAGGCAGCGGAGGCGGUGGAAUGUCUGGCGGGCCACCGGAUCGUGGCUACGGAGGUAAUUCUCGCGGAGGAGGCGGUGGAGGUGGCGGAUACGAAGGUGGACGAGGUGGCUACGGAGGCAAUAGGGGUGGCCCGCCGCCAUACGCUAGUGGAAAUUACAAUGGUGAUGGAUGGGGUAUGCAAGGAGGCGCGCCAAACGGUUUGGGUGGCGGCGCUAACUCGGGAAUGAGCGGCCCACCCAUGGGUGGCAACAAUCAAGGAAAUCAGGGCAACAUGGGUGGAAACAAGACCACCACUCAAGUCACCAUUCCUAAGGACCUCGCUGGGGCCAUUAUCGGCAAGGGAGGCGCCAGAAUUCGAAAAGUCAGAUCGGAUAGCGGCGCUGGAAUUACUAUAGACGAACCGUUAUCCGGCAGUAACGAUCGCAUUAUCACUAUAACCGGAUUACCCAGUCAGAUACAAAUGGCUCAGUACCUGCUUCAGCAGAGCGUGCACGAGAAUGCAGACCAUUAUUAGAGCAUGGUGUUAAAGGAAGCAUUCGGGGGGAGCCAAAGAUGCGUUUAUAAUUUUUUUAGGGAUACUUCUUCGCGUGAAAAGUGAAGAUUAAUUAAAAAACGAGAACUCUUGAAGCCUUUUUUCAUCGAAAGAAAAAAAAAAAAGAAACAAAAUAAUAUCACACAUAUUAUUGGCGUUUCUCCUUGUGCAUUUGUGAGAAAAGAAAGAGGGAAAUCCCAGGAAGAAGAGGAAAGAGAAAAUAAAAUCAGGAAAAAAAAGAAAAAGAGAAAAUAAAGUCAGAAAAAAAUGUUCUCAAUAAAUACUAAUCGAUCAAAACAAAACGCAAGGAGAGGCAGUCUAUUUUGUGGACAUUUCCAUUCGAUUAUACGGAUUUAUGAGUAAGAAACGCUCGUAUGCCUAUUUUCACGAGUUUCGAAUCUUGGAAUUGGCAUUCGAGGAACAGAGCCUCCUCAUGCAAAAAAGGCCAAAGAACAGCACUGUUUCUACGCCUGAGAUCAUUCUCGAUCUUACGCAUUUUUCUCUCUCUUUUUUUUAGUUAUUUUUUUCCAAUCAUUUUAUAUCGUGUGUUUUUUUUCCACGACUCUGGGCAAGCUUUGAUACGAUCAUUUUUUCUUCUUUUAUUUCCCAUUCGUUUUAUUUUUUUUUUUUUUUAUUUUGAUACCCGCAGAAGUCACUAUCGAAACGCACAUGUUCUCCGAACCCUUUGUUCUUCGCUGUUUUACUACAGAAACCUCGUAUAAACAAGAGAAACUUUUCUUGUUCUUUUUCUCAUUUUUCUUUUAAAAAAAUAUCACGAAUUUUGCAAGACGAAUCGUAGUUUUUGACAGCUGAAGAUCAAAGUUCUUACAAGUUAAAAUUCAAAUCGUAUAUUCAGAAAAUGUAUCGGCAAGAUCGAAGAAAGGGAGAGGUUUCCGAGCGAAUUAAAUGGAAAAAAAAGGACAACGGCGAGAGAACCGAAGUCGAUAGAAACAUCAUAUACGCGGAUACUUUUUGUAUAUAAUAUAUGAUAAAAAGGAAAAAAGAAAAAUUAAAAAUAAGAGAAUGGAAGUCGUUAACGAUAACAUGUCCCUUUCCUCAAUCGUCACACGGCCAUCUGUCUACUGCUGCAUUACGAUUAUACUUAAUUAUUAUUAACUAUCGUAAGAUCGUAAAAUCGUAAGAUUAAGCAGAGUAAUUUUGCAUCAAUUUCACAGAUCGAGCGCGUAACGAAUGUUCGUGAUCUUUUUCCUGCGGUAUAACUGUUAAGCGUGUAAGAAUUCUAAUAAUAGAGAGUGAUAAGCUAAACUAUUAGAGAUGCAACUCCAUUGGGAAAUAUCGCUAUAUAAUACGAGAUGUUGAAUCAAAAGAAAACUUGCAACGAAGUCCGACGAUGCUGCGUCUUAGAAAGUAAUAGAUAACGCGUUUAAACGGAAAUAAGAGGCAACUUGGAGAACGUUAAACUAUAAGAAUGGCGAAUACAUUAUAAUAUGUAUAUUAUAUCACAUAUACGUCACUCUUGGCGACGUAUAAAAUCGCUUUGUAUCUUACGAUCGUCGGUGAAAAGACGAAGAGCAAACGGAGCGACGAAGAAGUUUUAUUAUGUGUAUGUGGAUCCAGUGUUUAAAUGAAAAGGUUUGAUAGACAUCGAAUGUCAUUUCCAAAAGGGAACACCAUGAUGAUCUCUCCGUAUAGCGCGUCCGAUGCACGGUCUUGCAGAAAACAAAGUAACGAAAUUUCCUUGUAAAUUACCACCAACCCCAAUGUCGUCCCUUUUUACACUUCUUGAAGCCCUACGAUUUCAUCUUGUUUCCUCUGAGACUUUUAUACGUUGUAUCAGCGACGGGACACACGGAUGUUCUCUUUUAGGGGUUGCAACUUGAACAAGCAUGCGAAUUUUAAAGACAGAUUUAUUGCAAGUGAAAAGGAAGAGAUUAAAAAAAAAAAAAAAAGAGAAGAACAGGAAGUCGAAAAGCCGCCCUCAAGCUGGAACUAACUCGUCCUCUUUCCCUUUCUCGAAGAGACACUCUCAGCACCUUUACCCUCUCUCUCCUUCAUUCCCUGAUAGUAUACUUAGCUAUGCGACGAAAGUGAAAUAGAAGAAAAAAGCGGAAUCACCGGCCCGAGAAAGGGUUUUGAUGACGCUACGAAGGGCAUUUUUUUUAACGCAUCUCGAUCAAACGACCGAUCCCGGUCGCCACGGAGCCGCCCUUUUCUCUUACGUCUAAGAAGAAAUAUCGAUACUCCCACACCCUCUUUCUGACGGUUCACUCCCACAACGUCGUGUUUAUCUGAAAGAUCAAAAAGAAAAUAAGAAAGAAAACGAAAAAAGAAAACACGAAAAGGAAAUAUUUUACGUCCGCGUGAUCUCGAACAGAGAAGCGCGUGCAUUUUCGUUCGACUCACGAUUGUACCGUCUUUUUCAUGGUUGUCGGGGAAAAUGAGAAAUGUUCUAGUUACAGGCUUCUCUUCCGUUUGCCAACAGCGAAUUUGUUGCCGUUGAUUCCGAUUUAUAUUCAAUCCAUUUUUCUCUCGUAUAGCCAAGCUAUCGAUAUUUACCGCUUUAGGGGUUGAAUUGCGGUUUUCUUGGAAUCUCAAGGAAGUAUUUCGUGCAUUUUGCUUUGAAACAUUCGGAGUUUCUGCCACGUAACGUGGUAGUUUCCAUUCUUAUCGUUAACACGUUUCGAACUUCGACGAGUGAGUCGACGGCAGUUUUGGAAGGGAGGCAGGAUAUUUUUUCAUUACCCCGAGACCGACUUACGUAAUAAGGAUUACACGAGAAACCGGCAACAAAACAGAGAGACAUACAUAAAGAUACAUAUACACACACGAAAUGCAUGAGAGGGAGAGAAAUUGGUGUGUUUUAGCGUGCGUGCCUGUGUGUGCGAAUGCCGAGGAAAGACACGGUGGAAGAAAGUUUGUAAUUAUGAUCAUUGAAGGCUUGAACAAAGUUGAGACAGAGAGGGAGAGAGUGAUGCGUGUACACAAUUAAGAUGAAAAUAUGAAAAAGUGAGAAAGAUUCGCUCGUAUCACGAUGUGUGUAUUAUAUAAGAUAUACAGUUUACAAUUAUUUGUAAUGGAUACUUUUUAUUUGUCAAAUAAAAGUUAGUACAAAUGAAAGUAAAA
Molecule: messenger RNA, 4806 nt
Organism: Bombus pyrosoma
Lineage: Eukaryota; Metazoa; Arthropoda; Insecta; Hymenoptera; Apidae
Gene: HnRNP-K
Product: heterogeneous nuclear ribonucleoprotein K
Exons: 13
Coding region: 352-1704 (450 amino acids)
Biological process (GO): regulation of mRNA splicing, via spliceosome; regulation of transcription by RNA polymerase II
Cellular component (GO): cytoplasm; nucleus
Molecular function (GO): mRNA binding
Source: RefSeq, a predicted model, not a curated record